Messenger RNA from Fundulus heteroclitus (mummichog), 9258 nucleotides. Its product is annotated as rho guanine nucleotide exchange factor 17. The transcript is spliced from 24 exons. The coding region runs from base 528 to 8444 and encodes 2638 amino acids. NCBI's taxonomy places the organism in Eukaryota, Metazoa, Chordata, Actinopteri, Cyprinodontiformes, Fundulidae. Gene Ontology annotation, biological process: actin cytoskeleton organization. Gene Ontology annotation, molecular function: protein binding; guanyl-nucleotide exchange factor activity. The record is from RefSeq and is a predicted model, not a curated record.
UGACGGAAAAGCAAAUGAUGCCAAAAUAAGGAAUCAGUUAAGAGCGGUCGGUGUGCUGGACCGGCGCAGGAGGAUGUAUGCAGAGUCCCAAACAGCAGGAAAAACAAUGGGAAAGUUGGGUUUGUGAGGAGGAGGCUGGCUGGGAGAAGUUUCUUUGGCCCCCCACAAAAAAACAAAACCCUGUUUCGCCUUUUUUUUUUUUUUUUUUUUUUUUUUGCACGGAUGCGGUUUCGGCAAUCGAUCAAAUUCAAAUAUGUAAGUUUGUAUUUUUUUAACCAAGAGGUCUUCCCUCACCUUUCCCCCCCGCCCUGCUGACCGAUUGUUUUUUUUUUUAAAAGUCCCAAGUUUUUUUUUAAAACUUGGUGCUUUACAAACUGUUUUUAAUGAAGAAGUGCUCGCUGGUUUGGGGGGUUUUAGUUGCGGCUGGGCUGUAAGCAGGAGGGGGGGAGAGAGAGAAGAAGAAGAAGAAGAAUGGAGCCACGACUAGAAAAGGUGCUUUGAACUGUAACAAAGAAAGAACAUGAACAAUGGCAGAAAGGAGAGAGAAGAAUGCGGCCGUGUACCGAGGCGUCUCUUUCAAAAAGCCGGGCUCCAGCGGCAGCGAGGAGGCUGUCGGCGUCGCCCUCCCCCCGGAGCCCAGCCGAGCGGAACAGUCCUGGGCGACGCGUAAUGUCAGCGUGUCAAGAAAAGUUUCCAAAAUCUCCGCCGCCACCGCAACCGCAGAGCCAAAGAGAGGCUCCUCGGCUCUUCCCUCCUCCAUUUCUCCAUCCAUCCGCCAGCUCACGGAGAAGUUCAGCAGCAGCGGCGGCGGAACCACCGGGACGCAGCGAGCCUCGCCGGGAGACGGUGCGGCGCUGACGCGGGGGAGCAGCGCUCUACCCCAGGCCCGAGGCGACAGGAGAGACGGAUCUCCGUCUCGUAAAUCUUUCCGCGAAGACAGCGGAGAGGGGUGUUCCCCGGAGAGCGAUCCCAACCCCGCGGAGUCUACGUCGGACAGCAAAGCGCCCAAGUUUCACUCCGGCACGGACUCGGUGUCGGGUUCGGAUACGGAGAGAAGAGGCGAGGAGUGGGUUUUUACGCGUUUGUCGACGGCGAGCAGCAAGUCCGGUAAGAGAGAUCACUCUCACCUCAAUGCCGCUGAACUUAGAAAGAGUUUCACCACAGACGAGGAAGAGGAUGUUAGCAGUAAAGAGGCCCCCCCGCCGUGUAAAUCCCACAGAAGUUACCACCGCAUCCCCACGCACGCUGAACGGUGGCCCAGUGUCACCAAAAUCAGACAACUUUUCGACGAGAAAGCUUCGCAGCCGAUUGCCGCUGACAAAUGGGAGGGUUUAAAAGCAGCUGGCAGAGGGUGUUUACAGGAGCCCGGCUGCGGUGAAAGUGACAGGCAGUCGGGAUGCCUCUCUGCUUCUGAUAUAUGCACAUCUGGGGCACAAAGCAGGGACACUUGCGCUGCUAAAGACGCGUCUUGUUAUGGUGCGGACCUUUGUUCCAAACCGGAACAUCCUCAGCACUCGCAUGACGAGGAAGGAGAAGUAGAAAAGGCUGGAGUGUCUCACAGAAGUGGUUUGCCCGCUGGUUCUAAUUACCACAGGAUUCAUUCGUCUACCUGCAGAUCUCAUAGUGCCAGUGCUGAGCCGCCAGAAGCGACCUGUAAGACCCCCAGAACAACUGGAUUGGCACCUGACCCUAAACCUGACCUUCAACCCUGUGCUGCUCCGUCUUUGAGGCGAUCGGUGGGCUUAGACGCCUCCUCCCGCUCCUCCUCUCUACAGCAGCCGACGGUGAGGGAGAGAAGGGAUAGACAGGGGGUCGGACUGCCCAGGGAUAGUUUACAUUCCUCACAUAGCUCCUCUAGAGCACCAGCCCCCACCACCUCCUCCGUCUCCUCUACUCCAUCUCCAGAUGAAGCCAUUACCUCCUGUUCUUCUGCUUUAACUCCCCUCUCCGAACCAGGAGCCUCCACAAAAGUUAGCUCUCCUCUCAGCUUAAAUUGGAGGUUAAGCUCUGGAGACGAAGACGAGGUGCACAUCAGGAGGAGGAGAGGAGGGGCUUGGGGUUGUCCCUCUAUCACUAGCAGGGGAGGGGAAAGGAGUGCCACUGAGCGAGGGGGCAGCUAUUUAUCCCGCAAUAAAAAUGGCCGUUGGGGUGCAAAGGCCAUUGGCAGGUCCUCAGGCAGCGAGGAGGACAGCCCUGCUUCUUUAGGCCCCCACUGCCGAGAGCCGGUGCGUCGGCGCUCUCUAAGAAAGAAGAAGAAGGUCAGCGGGACUGCUCCAGCAACGGGCUGCGACGAUUCCAACGAUCAGUAUGGUGAGUCAGAAGACAGUGACCCAGCCCUGACCAUGGAUCACGCAGAAAGGCAGCAUCAAAACACCGGAGAAGCUACAGUGACGAUACACCGGAGCCACUCCACGCGAGAACCUGGCGGUCGCAGCAACAGAGCCAGGGUACAGCACUGGGAGCGCCUCUCCUCACCUGCGGCGUCCACUGCACUUCCCGCUGUAUCACGAGUGUCAAAGGUGAAAAUCCCCCCCUUUGUUUCCAGCCCUGGGGAUUCGUGCUGCAGCAGCAGAUACUCCAGCACUGAGACGCUAAAAGAGGAGGAACAGGGGAAGGGUGGCAGUUGCGGAGCCAGUGUGCUCUUCAACACCGGCGGAGCAGAAAGCGGUACAAGCAGAGCUUCGUCGGCUUCUGUGUUGAGUAAAACGUAUCACGGGAAUUUCACCAUGUACCGGUCCCCUAGCUUCGGACACGGAGACAACUUCUCCCGGGCUCCCGUUCGAGUGCGCCCCAAGGUCUUGUCAACGGUAGCCUUCAUACCAGGUUUAACGCCCAGAGAAGGCGGAGGAUCUUCAGCGACAAGAGGUUUUGACAGUGUUGUGUUGAGAAAAACAACAUGGAGAGAGCCAGCAAAAAAGGAUAGCAAAAUAUCUAUGUCCAACCCCGAUAUCACGUCAGAAACUAUGACUCUCUUGAACUCGCUAAAAAAUGACGUGCCGAAGCUCAAAAUGCGAAGACCGAGCGGAGGGGACCGAAGCGUGGCAGGAGAGAGGCCAUUUGAGUACAGUAGGAAUUCAGGCCCUCACGGUGGGCCCGUUGCGCCUUUGGGUCGCCGUCCUUCGCUAAAAGACCUAACAGCCACUCUGAGACGCACAAAAUCCUUCACUUGUUCUGACAAGCCUACAGCAGGUGCAAGAUCUUACUUUACAGGUGGCGCGACAAAGAGGAGUUCUUCUGAGCAGCAGCUCGACCUGGACGACGAGAAGACUGGGAGCAGGGUGGCGGUGUCAGACAGAGAAGUGGAAAGUGACGGUGGGGACUUUAGGUUUGGGCGACAAAAUCUGACAACCUGUGGACUGGAGGAUGAUGACGACGAGGAAGGGAUGCCAACUCCACUAGAGGAGAGGUGCAUGCAGGAGGCCAGGCAGGUCAUUCAAGAUAUCUGCCAGAUGUGCACUAGAGACAAUGAUGACGACGUAGCUGUGACGUCAUCUGAUGGUAUUUUGGGGAUGGAAGGUUUACAGGUCGACCAAACAGACGAAAGGAAGGAAGCGGGAGACAUUAAAGAUGAGACGAGAACAGCUCAAGAGCUUGAGAAGACAAAAGACAAAGAUAAACAUGAGCAGGAGAGGGAGAGCAGGGAGAGGGAGAGGAGUGAACCAAGUAUGCAGCUGGAGAAGCUAAACAGUAGGGGUACAGACCGCUGGGAGACAUCUAAUAGACAGAGCCGAGAGUUGGAGAGAGCAUUACUGAAGGGCGACUCAGAGGAAAGCAUGCAUUAUGAACGUUCCAUGGAUGAACUUUCAGGCCAUGACUCCAGCUUAACAGAUGAGGGGAUUGUCACCGAGCCCGAAACGGGUCCCAGUGACCUCUCAGAGAGGCCCUUCCUGGGGUCAGCGGGGGUUAAUUUAGGGUCAAGAAUGGCAAGAGAUGUUCUGGGGCAGCCGGUUACUGGAUGGAAGCAGUCAGCUCUCCAUGAGGCGGAUGGCUUCAAGCAGGAGGAAAAAACAACACCAGAGAGCAGCUUGAACUGUACAAACCGACUGAAUGAAGCUUGUUUUCCUCACGCCGUACAUACAGCUCAGACAGACAACUGCGUUAUGGAUAUGAGCGCGACUGCUUUUGUAAGCAAACCCAACUCUGAGGGAGUCCACACCAACGCUGCCGCGUCAGUGGGGUCCACUCCAGCCGCAGCGCCGGACGGAGGAGGCGGAGGAUUCGAAGCCCCUGCGACCCCAAUUGCAGUCCGUCGAAGACGCAAGUUCUCCCCCUCCGGUAACAACAACACAGGGUCUGAGUCCAGCAAUGGCAGUCACGCAGAGUCAGCAAUGGCAGCUGUAGGAAACGGGGAGUCCACCGUCUACCGUUCUCUCAGCGACCCCAUGCCUCAGCGGUGCUGCUCUGUUGCAGAGGAGGGGGGCAACAAUUUUUCUUCAGUUGACAGUAAUCUUUUGGGCUCCUUGUCUGUCAAAGGGGGAGGUCCUCCUGAGGCCUCUGUGGCAUCUACAAUAUCAGAAUACAAAGGCAGCGUAGCGAGUGACUUGUCUGUUUACAGUGAUGGCGGUUUACGCGACGAUGGCAUACAGGACUACAGCGGGGUCAUUAGGAACAUUGUGGCUGAGCCUGGUGCAAUGGACAGGUUGAUAACGGAUGAUCAUGGCAAUGGCAAGGCCCCCAAGAAGAAGUCUUUUAGUGACCCCAGCCGCCGUAGCGAGGCCCCUCCAAUUGACCCCCAAACUGGCAGCACGCAUCAAGUCAGUGAGUUGGAUCAAUCCGCAGCGAUUCCACCAUCUAGUAGCGAGCCAAUCCUCAGUGAGCAGAGAGAAGAACUGUGGGAGUCAGGAGCUAAGCCCACACAGCGUCUUCACCCCGAGAUGGCUGCCUCCCAGCCACAAUGCAGUGCUCUCUCAGACAACCUCGAGGACGAAGAUGACUUCAGAGACUGUGAUGCAAAAGAGAAGUUUAACUUUGAUCUCAAGCUUGCCGAGGUCCUGUCUCCCAGGAUAACACGUCGGCUGGCUAAAAAACGCCCCAACAGGUUACAGACCUUUCCUGACAACGGCCAAUUUCAGCCCGUUGAACUGGGUUCAGAGGACCAGGAGGAACAUGGCAGCCAAAGUAAGCUCGUCUCCUCCCCUCCAGCGUCGCCGCUGAAAUCCAAAACCAAACCCAAGCACAUUCGCCACACAAGCGAGCCCACCACCUUCAUGCCCAUCUCGCCAGCUGCGCAUCUCCAGACCCUAAAGGAAGUGGACUUCCAAGCAGCGCCUCUCUUGGACGAGGCCUCGUCUUUGGAGGACGUCACACAGAAGGGCAAUCCCGAGGACGCCGAGGCCAGGCCUGUUCCUCUAGCAAGCGAUGGAGCUCAGGGUUUAAUCUCUAACGCAGAGGUGUCCGACGGGCCCAGCAGCGUCGGACGUACUGAAGCUGGACCUCAGAAGGUUGUCGCGGAGGACACGUUAUCUGUAUCUGCUCCACCAAGGACCAAGCCUAAAGUGGACAUGAGAAAACAUGUGAUGAUGACCCUCCUGGACACAGAGCAGUCAUAUGUGGAGUCUCUACGCACUCUAAUUCAGGGCUACAUGCGUCCUCUGAAACAGCCAGACGGCAGCUCCAUCGUGGACCCUCUGCUGGUGGACGAGAUGUUUUAUCAGAUCCCAGAGAUCCUGGAGCACCAUGAGCAGUUCCUGGAGCAGGUUGCAGGCUGCGUCAGCCAGUGGCACGACAGGCAGACGGUUGGACACCUCCUCAUCCAUUCAUUCUCCAAAGAUGCUCUCGCUGACAUGUAUUCAGCGUACAUCGACAACUUUCUCAACGCUAAAGACGCCGUGAGGAUCGCCAAGGAGGCAAAACCAGCGUUUCACAAGUUCCUGGAGCAAAACAUGCGUGAGAACAAGGAGAAGCAGGCUCUGGGUGAUCUAAUGAUUAAGCCGGUCCAGAGGAUUCCUCGAUAUGAGCUGCUGGUGAAGGACUUGUUGAAGCACACGCCGGAGGACCAUCCAGAUCAUGCGUUUUUGCUGGACGCUCAGAGGGACAUCAAGCGACUGGCGGAGAAAAUCAACACGGGGCGCCGCUCCGCUGAGGAGGCGGAGAGGGAGGCCCGGGUCAUCCAGGAGAUUGAGGCGCACAUAGAGGGAGUGGAACAUAUUCUAAAUCCACAGAGGAAGUUCUUGAGACAGGAAAUAGUCAUGGAGGCGAAGACCGUGGGGGGUAAGAAAGACCGAUCCCUCUUCCUGUUCAGCGAUCUGAUCAUCUGCACCACUCUCAAGAGGAAGUCUGGCUCGUUAAGGCGCAGCUCCAUGAGCCUAUACUCUGCAGCAAGUGUGAUUGAUACUUCCAGUAAAUACAAGUUUUUGUGGAAACUUCCUCUAGAGGACGUGGAGGUGGUGAAAAAUUCUUCUCAGGCAACCAACAGAGAGAGCAUCCAGAAGAUGAUUAGCCGACUGGAUGAGGAUCUCAGCACGUUGGGUCAGAUCAGCAAGCUAUCAGAAACCCUCAGCUUCCCACAUCAGUCCCUAGAUGAGGUCAUAAAAGAUCUGAUGGCAUCAGUGCACAAAGAGCUCUCAGAGAAACAGUCCUUGGCCUUCAGCAUGACUUUCCUGCCCACAAAACUGGAGUUCACCACGGCCUCCGCUGAGAGCACCUUCGUCUUUGAGUUCAGCUCGCCUGACGCCCGCUCAAGCUUCGAACUGGCCUUUGAGGAUGCCAAGAAGAAGUUGGCUAUGAACAAGGACCAGUGGGACCCAGAAUUCCUAAAAGCCAUUCCUAUUAUGAAGACCCGCAGUGGGAUGCAGUUUUCAUGUGCCUCACCCAGCCACAGCUGCCCUGAAAGCGGCUGUGAGGUUUGGGUGUGUAACAGUGACGGAUACGUGGGACAGGUUUGCUUGUUGAAUAUCAAAGAUGAGCCCAUGGUGGAGGCCUGCAUCGCUGUCUGCUCAGCCAGGAUCAUUUGUAUUGCUGCAGUUCCAGGACUCAAGGGAAGGGAUCGUGUGUCGGAACCCGCUCCGACCUCCGGACCUUCCGGUCACCCCCAGCAGCAGCUCAACAUCUCCAUCUCACCUUCGACUCUAGAGCUAACAGAGCAGCCUACAGGACCAGGGACAGAGCUUGUGCCAUUUGACAGCGAUGACUCAGACGAUGAAGAUUCACCGAGUCCUUCCUCCACGUUGCAAAGUCAGACCAGUCACUGCACCAUAUCCUCCAGCUAUGGGAAUGACGAGGGUCUAAGCUCCAAGGACAUGGCCACGGAGACCACCAGCAGCGAGGAGGAGCAGGAGUUCCCUGUCCCUAGCUCCUUCGGUGCUCCUGGGAUCCUAGGCGUAGGUGGAGGGAGUCGCGUCCACACAGAGAGCCCCAUGGACGGCCGGGCCAUGCGCCGGUCCUCCAGGGGGUCGUUCACUCGGGCGAGUCUGGAGGAUCUGCUGAGUAUCGACCCGGAGGCUUACCAGAGCUCUGUGUGGCUCGGCACAGAAGAUGGAUGCAUCCAUGUCUACCAGUCCUCAGACAACAUCCGGAACCGUAAAAACAGCAUGAAGAUGCAGCACUCAGCCUCCACCCUCUGUAUACUGUAUUUAGACAACAAAGUGUUUGUAUCAUUGGCAAAUGGAGAGGUGAUCGUCUAUCAGAGAGAAGCAGGUAGUUUCUGGGAUCCUCAGUCUUCCCAGACGUUAGUGCUUGGUACACCUAGUAGUCCAGUGACCAAGAUGGUUCCAGUUGGAGGGAAACUGUGGUGUGGCUCACAAAACCGGGUUCUCAUUAUUAACACUACUACACUGGUACAGGAGCACUGGUUCCAGGUCGGCACCGACAGCAGUCGCUGUGUUACGUGCAUGGUGGCGUAUGGUCAGGGUGUGUGGCUGGCGCUGCAGGGGAGUGCACAGGUCAGGCUGUACCACGCUCAGACCUGGGAGAGCCUGACGGAGGUGGAUGUGGCUCCUGCUGUGCACAAAAUGCUUGCAGGUGCAGAUGCAAUCAUUAGACAGCACAAAGCUGCCUGCCUCAGGAUCACAGCCUUGUUGGCCUGUAAGGAUCUGCUAUGGAUCGGUACCAGCGCUGGGGUGGUCCUUACACUGGCGAUCCCCAUGGUGAGCUUAGGAACCGUGGCUGGCACCCUGAAGUCACCUCUGGUUCCGAUGGGAUCGGCUCACGGACACACGGGCCACGUUCGGUUCCUGACUUCAAUCGAACUACCAGAAGGGUUCGACAUGAACCUACCUCCAACAACAGACUCAACAGGUAAUCAGUCUCAGAGCGGCAGCAUAGAUGAGGGGAUCCUCCAGAGGCGUGACUCCACGCACCGCAGAGCCUCCACCCACAUCCCAGCGAAGACCAACCAUCUCGUCAUUUCGGGCGGAGAUGGCUAUGAGGACUUCAGACUGACCAACAGCAGUGAAACCGUCGGUCGGGACGACAGCACCAACCACCUGCUGCUUUGGAGAGUCUGAGACAAUCCGUCGGCCAGUCUGACCAAACUCCCUCCAGCACUUUUUUGCCGUUGUUGUUUCGGUGUUCUGCUCGGUCCACCAGUUUCUAUGUGCGUGACGCAGCUGUAAGCUCCCACCUGGAUUUAUGGAUGAAAACGACCGCGUCAAAGCCACAAUUUUUGCUGUGUUCCCGAUGGCGUGCACGUCUUUGCCUGUUUUUUUGAAUCCGAGUGUCUUAACGUUUUUGUUGAAAGAGACAAAAAAAAAACAGAAGUUCUAAAUUAAAGUUGCAUAAAUGGACUUAUUUUCAAACCAAGGACCUAUAAAGAACUUACACAGGCGGAUAUGGACUCCUCAGGGUGUCAGUGCACACAAUGAAAGCGGAUGGAGUAAUGUGAUGUGAUUAAUGAGGCAUUGCAUGUCCUUUGAAAUUCCGUGUUUUGGAACUUGAAACACUUUCGGUCCACCAUUAUUUCGUCUUAAUUUAAGUCAAGAAGCCUUCAAAUGAAGAUCAGAGGUAACAAUGUACAUUAAAUGUAACAUAACUCGAAACGGUAGUUUGAAAUUCUUAACUAUAUAUAUUUUUUUUAUUUUAGUUUUAUUUUUCCAGCUGAAACUCAAUGCUAGCCUUAAGAUCAGAUGUGAGGUCCGAGUUUUCUGAUUCCAGUAAGGUGGCGAUGAUCUCUGUUGCACAAUGGUUGGUCAUUGUUGUGAAACUGCCAAUGUCAUCGUUCCUCCAGUAGAGGGAGCUUAAGUAAGAGUAUUUUUUUUUUUCUUUCUCAGUGUGACAUUGCACGACUUUAAUGCACGGCCUUAGUAAACGAUGGAAAGUAAA